Messenger RNA from Tyto alba (common barn owl), 3587 nucleotides. RefSeq names its product BEN domain containing 6 (gene BEND6). Gene Ontology annotation, biological process: negative regulation of Notch signaling pathway; positive regulation of neuron differentiation. The coding region runs from base 2035 to 3471 and encodes 478 amino acids. The transcript has 10 exons. Lineage: Eukaryota; Metazoa; Chordata; Aves; Strigiformes; Tytonidae. Gene Ontology annotation, cellular component: nucleus. Gene Ontology annotation, molecular function: transcription corepressor activity; DNA binding. The record is from RefSeq and is a predicted model, not a curated record.
GGUGCCGGCAGCGGGAGGGAGGAGGGAGCCCGGCGCGCCCCGCCGCGGCGGGGACUUGGCCGGGGCGGCCGGUGACAUCACGCGCUGGAGCUGCUGCAGAGGGAGGCGGAAAAUGGCUGCUGCGAGGUACCGGGGGAGAACCGGGGACCCCCGCGGGGAGAGCGGCCGUGCCCCCCCCCCCCCCCCACGCGGAGGGCAGCGACCGCGGGGGCGGCGGGUCCGUAGCGGUUCCCCGGGCGGGCGGACCCUGCAACCGCGGCGGGUUUCGCUGUGGCGGGGGGAAAGGAUUGGGCACUGCCAGCGGGAGGCAUCGCGGCGAGGGGAUGAGGGGCCCCGCGCCGCGCUGACCCGCGCUUCGGGUGCCGGGAUUUCGGCGGCAGCUGCCGGCGGGAGAGACGGGGCAGCGGCCCGGGGCGCAGCACCGCACCAGCUCUCGUCUGGCUCUUACGCCUUAAGGCGCAGAGCGUGGACGGUGCUCGCGCGGCGGGCGGUGUGGAACUGCACGCUCGCCGAGACGCUCCCCCACGUGGAAAGCCGCGGAGGAGGUGGCCGGUGCCGGGGCUUGGGGCGGCGGGAGCCGCUCCGGAGCGAUAACCAUCGCCAGAGCCUCGGACUGCAGCGAACCGCAACGUGCUGCAGCAGAUGUCACCCCCGGGUUCCCUCCAGCGCCCGGCCGGCGCUGGGGCACCGCGCCUCGCGUCAAAGCUCUGGCCGGGGCGCGUUGCUGAUGCAGAUAAUGGCAGGAGUUCAUCUCUGUGGCUAUUGCUGCCUCUGGAGCUGUUACUCUGAGGAUACUCAGUACUUUCGAACGCUGUUUCAGAGGUCUUUCGAAAUGCACAUCUAAACUCCCUCAUUCUACUAGGCACCCAAAAAAAAAAAAAAAAAGCCACGCGCUAAAAAUAUAUCCAGGUACUGUUUCGCAAUAUUGGGUUUGCUUGUGUUACUGAGGGAGAAGUUAGGUUAAUUCGAGACGAAAUUCAUACUCUUUUCAUGCAUCUUUGAUGUGAGCACAUAAAUCCGAGGAACGUUUCCGAAACUUUGUAGAAAUAACUAGAAUCUCUGUGUGAACAUCGGAAUAACAUUGAAAUGUUACCACUUUGUAUGACUGCCAUAAAACUAUAGAAAAGCAGAUGUGCAAUUUUAGAUUAAACUACAAAAUACACAAGCUGGAAGGGCAGAGAGGGAAGCAUAUAUGUGGUAGCUGAAAUAAGAACAGGAAAAGCGAUCUCGAGAAUACUAAAAUUAAUUUAUCAUUGAGCUAAUAACAUUGUAGAACUUUACUGUACCCUUAACGUUAGGAAAAUCCACUCUCAUUGAAAGAUUCUUUUGAUACCAGGCUGGGGGGCCAUGUAAAGAAUGAAAAAAAAAAAAAAUGUUGGCUUUUAAAUCCAUAAUAUUUUAUUCUAUGAAUGUUGUAUCGUUUCACGCUAUAUGCCAACAUAGUAAGCCAAAAUAGUCAGUCAUACUGCUUUGUAAAAUGGAAAGUUGCUACACUGCAGCCUUUGAUUUGAAGCUUUCCCUCCCUGCCUAUGAACUGAUAAAUGCUAUAAGGUUGUGUUGCAUCACGUGGUACAAUAUUGAAAUCUUUCCUAAUACCGCAGUACACUGCAGUAAAAUGGUUUUAAUGCAGAUUACCUGGAGAUUAUUCAAACGGUUCAUGUUGCUUCCCUGUAACGUGAAGCUAAUCAGUGGGAUCCCCCCGGCAACGCGCUGCCCUGCUGCAGUGCUUCGCUGCAGUAUCUUGCAGGAGCAGGAAACUUUUCGACACCUUUCGCUCUGCACUGAUUUCUGGUUUCAGAAUGGGAUGGUAGAGGAAAUGUAGCACAGCAGUGACUGCACGAAUUUUUUUCAGGGAACUUUUCAUAAAUCUUAAGGAUGAUAAACAGAGAAGAGAAAAGGAAUGAAGAGAGAAGGUUAAAACAAAACCUCUCAGCUGAGAUUUGACCUCAGAAGGAGAAUCCCAGAGGUGAAGCUAUUUCAGAGAAGAGGAAGUAAAAGAAGGCAGUGUCUGUGUGACAAGAAAACCAUUUAACAAUGAAAAAAUUCACCCUAUUUGAUUUUGUAAAUGAUAAUUCACUACAAAUUGGAGAGACUUCUUGGAUACAGGACCUUCCCAGUGAUGACAAUGAACUAGAAAGACUUCUGAAACCAAAUGAGCACGUGCUAGUAAACUGGCCUGUGGGAGAAAGAAAGACAGAAAAGCACCUGGUGAAAGUUGUGUACAUGAGUGAUGACCCCCAAGAGCUGGUAGAAAUGAUGCAAAAGAUAUUACGAGCAGAUGAAAUUACAAAAAUACAAGUCCUUGGAAAAGGCAAGAGGAAGAGGAUAGAAAUGAUAUUCUCAGAAAGUGAGGACAGUGACCUGAAUAAAGAACAGGGGAAGAUGAUGAAACAUAUAAAAAGAAAGAAAUCAUUGCAGGCUUCUGCUCCUGCCACCAUCCUGAGUCAACUUGAAACAUCUUUAAUUAACAAACAGAGAGAACCGUAUUCAGGAAGCAACUUUCUGUACAGUGAAAGUAGCAGUGAUGAUGAAGAGCCUUUAUUUCAACUAUCCAAGGUAGAACUGUGUGCCAAAAUAAAAAGUCUCAAGAGGAGGCUGACAGAUACCAUGAGAGAAAACUGCCGCCUAAGGCAGUCCCUGGUGAUGCUUCAAGUGUUGCCACAGGCAGUCACCCAUUUUGAGGAACUGGUAGGGAUGGCUGAAGCACUGCUCAAAGGGGGAGUGACAUCAUCUACGUCCAGUCUGCAUUCACAUGCUGUUUGGAAAGCAUCUAACAAUCCAUUAGCAGAUUCAUAUGCAGCUAUGCAUAGUAACUCCAGCUCACCAAUAACUUUGAAUGUGGAAGAUGAGGAGCAACAGACUGAAAAACAGUUCAAGAUCGAAAAGUGGCAGAUUGCACUUUGUAACAAGAGCAAACCUCAAAAGUUUAUAAAUGACUUGAUGCAAGCACUUUAUACACAUGAAUACAUGGCUACACACAGCCUCACAGGUGCAAAGUCCUCCUCUUCAAAGGAUAAAGCGGCAAAACCAGCUAUGAAUCAGAAUGAAGUUCAGGAAAUCAUAGGAAUCACAAAACAGUUGUUUCCAAACACAGAUGAUGCUUUAAUUAGGCGAAUGAUGGGACAAAAACUGAACAAUUGCACCAAGAAGCCAAUUUUAAGCAAAGAUCUUAACUCAGGUGCUUUUCAGAAGCAUAGUUUUUGUGGUUCAACAGCUGCUUCUCAGGGCAUCAUCUCUUCAGCCGUUCCUCCCAGUACACAAGACCAGCAGAAUGAUGAUUCACCAGCUGCUAAUGAACAAAUUCAGCAAAGUGACAGCCAUCUGACUCCUCCACCUCCCACCCCACAAGGUCAACAGGAAUGUUCCAAGCCUACUUCUUCUAAGAUGGAGUUUCAUCUCACCAGAAGCUCACUGGCACCCUCUCCCACCCAGGGUUGUGGACAGGAUCUCAGGAAUUCAGACAAGGAAUAACAGAAGGUAUUUCAUACCAGUUCAAAUUCUCAAUGGAGAUAAAGAAGUAGCAUAAAAAAAAAAAAAAAAAAAAAUCGAAAAAUGGGCCUAGCAACAGCGGACAGAGAUACUGCAAU